Ixodes scapularis (black-legged tick) is the source of this 696-nucleotide messenger RNA. RefSeq names its product cilia- and flagella-associated protein 251-like. The record is from RefSeq and is a predicted model, not a curated record. Bases 10 to 696 code for a protein of 228 amino acids. The transcript has 4 exons. Lineage: Eukaryota; Metazoa; Arthropoda; Arachnida; Ixodida; Ixodidae.
CAAGUCACCAUGAAGAUUCAAGCCUUCACAAUUAUUGCUGUUGUAGCAGCCCUACUCCCGGUAGUAAACUGCGCUCCAGCAAAAAACGAAUCCAAGGAAGAAGACCGAUCUUGUACUAAAAGGGAUGAGGAUGCCCGAAAAGAGAAAGGACCUGUUGUAGCCUGCAAUUAUUUUUGCCAUCCAUACGAAAAUUCUUACUACUACGAAGAGAAGCACUAUCCAGAUGGUGUGGUGUGCAUGUACACCGAUACGGUGGAGAGCAAGUGCAAGAAUAACGAAUGCCCCCCUCCAGAGGAGGACAUGGAGAAAAAAAAUAAGACAGAAACAGGGCAAAAUGAUGAAGGAGGCAAGCAAGAUAAAGAUGAAGGAAAAGACAAUGAGAAAGGUGGGACAGGGGAAGUGAGUACUGAAGGAAGCGAGCAAGGGAAAGAAAAGCCGAAAGAAAAUGAAGUGAGUACUGAAGGAAGCGAGCAAGGGAAAGAAAACACGACAGAAAGUGAAGUGAGUACUGAAGGAAGCAAGCAAGGGAAAGAAAACACGACACAAAAUGACCAAGACACAGGAAAAGAGGAAAAGAAGGAAGAGGAGAAAAAGGAAGAGGAGAAAAAGGAGGAGAAAGGGGAAGAGGGUAAAGAUGAAGAGAAGAAAGAGGGAGAGUUGUCAAAAGACGCUGAUGACACGGCGAAAACAAAAUAA